Chaetomium globosum CBS 148.51 is the source of this 1047-nucleotide messenger RNA. RefSeq lists its product as uncharacterized. Gene Ontology annotation, biological process: proteolysis. The transcript is spliced from 4 exons. The record is from RefSeq and is a predicted model, not a curated record. Lineage: Eukaryota; Fungi; Ascomycota; Sordariomycetes; Sordariales; Chaetomiaceae. Gene Ontology annotation, molecular function: serine-type endopeptidase activity. Bases 1 to 1047 code for a protein of 348 amino acids.
AUGCAGCUCCUCACUUUGGCCACGCUUCUUCCUCUUGCCCUCGCGGCACCGGUGAUUCAGCCCCGGGGCGUUCAGCUCAUCCCGGGAAACUACAUUGUCAAACUCAAGGCGGGUGCCUCUGAAAGCACUCUUCAGGAUGCCAUCCGGCAUGUCAAGACCGGCAGCACCAAGCACAUCUACCGUGCCGGCCGGUUCAAGGGCUUUGCGGCCCAGCUGAGCCCGCAGGUGCUUGACACCGUCAGCAAGCUGUCCGAGGUCGAGUACGUUGAGCAAGACGCCAUCAUCACUACGCAGGAGUCUGUCACUCAGACCGACAACGUCCCCUGGGGCCUGGCACGCAUCUCGCACCGCGCCACGGGCGCCACCUCGUAUGUCUACGACGAGAGCGCUGGCGAGGGCACCUGCUCGUACAUCAUCGACACGGGCAUCUACGUGGCCCACACCACCAAGCUGUUCGCGGUCAAGGUGCUCGACGCCAACGGCUCGGGCACCAUCUCGUCGGUGCUGGCGGGCAUCGACUUUGUGGCCUCGGACGCGGCGGCCCGCUCCGCCGCGGGGGAGUGCCCCAACGGCAGCGUCGCCAACAUGAGUCUGGGCGGGGGCAAGUCGACGGCCAUCAACAGCGCGGCGGCCGCGGCGGUGAGUUCGGGGGUGUUCUUUGCGGUGGCGGCGGGCAACAGUAAUGAUGAUGCCAAGUAUUAUUCGCCGGCGAGCGAGCCGACUGUGUGCACGGUGGGUGCGACGGAUGUGGCGGAUGCGAGGGCGUACUUUUCCAACUAUGGUGCCGGGGUGGAUGUGUUUGCGCCCGGUGUGGAUGUGCUGAGCAGCUGGAUUGGGGGUGUCGAUGAGACGAACACCAUCUCGGGCACCUCGAUGGCCAGCCCCCAUGUUGCUGGCCUCGGCGCCUACCUGCUCGGCCUGCUCGGCCCCAAGACGCCUGCUGAGCUGUGCCAGCACCUCAAGGACACUGCCACCGUCGGUUCCAUCACUGGCCUCCCUAGCGGCACCGUCAAUGCCCUUGUCUACAACGGCAACGCUGAGGAAUAG